Molecule: messenger RNA, 2776 nt
Organism: Schistocerca nitens (vagrant locust)
Lineage: Eukaryota; Metazoa; Arthropoda; Insecta; Orthoptera; Acrididae
Gene: MESR3
Exons: 4
Coding region: 150-950 (266 amino acids)
Biological process (GO): regulation of transcription by RNA polymerase II
Cellular component (GO): nucleus
Molecular function (GO): RNA polymerase II cis-regulatory region sequence-specific DNA binding; DNA-binding transcription factor activity, RNA polymerase II-specific
Source: RefSeq, a predicted model, not a curated record
AGCCGUGCGGAGCAGUUCAUCUGCUGACGCGCUCCUCUGUCGACAAAGUAGUAGGCAGUCCGCGCGACACGCACUCGGCGCGGCGCUGUGCUUCAGGGAACUGCCACUCCGGCGCUGCUAUCAUCCUCAGCUUGUGACAAGGUUAAAGGAUGCGGAGCUCGCUGGCUGACGCUGGCAGCGGGCAGUACGGGUCGUGCCCGCAGCUGGAGGGCCGCGACCGGCGGCUGCAGCGGCGCUCGCGCAAGGACUCUGUGGCGGGCAGCGAGGCCGCCUCCUCCAGCGGCGCCAGCAGCGCAGACACGGACGACGGCCAGCACGACUCCUCCUCCGUCAGCGAGCAGGAGCGCCUCCAGGUCGAGGCCGCCUUCCGCAGCCUCAAGACCCAGGUGUACGUGUGCGGUUCGCUAGCAAACCUGUACCUGGGCUCUACCAGUGGUGACGAGUGGCGACUCGAGAGCACAGGUGUGCCUGUGCUGCUGCUGGACCUGGGGGCGGCACGCGCGCGCACUCAGCGCCGCAUCCAACUCGUACUGGCUGAACGCGGCACAUGCUUUGCGCUGUGGCGCGACACCAUCGACAACCUCACCAACUACCGUGUGGCUGGGCGUGCCUUCCACACCAUGCACCUUUCCUCUGACCACACCACACUCGUUGGCCUCAGCUUCGACUCGGAGCGUGCUGCCGAUGAAAUGGCGGGCCGCGUCGAACGCCUCACCUCCUCACCGGAGAACAUCAGCCUGUCUGCACCAGGUCGCAGUAAAACAUCACGAGGGCGUCGGUCUGCGCAGCCACCCCCUCCUCCACUGCCAACGAAGUCACACAUCUCACAGCCCUGCUGUUUCCAGCACAUCACAAGUGUGGAGGUGGGCGAUCGCAGUCGGUACUUCUCUCUGCAAACUCUCGUCCCCAUGCUGUCUUCUGAGCAAGAAGAGCCACGCUCAGAAUUGUAACUGAAUCGCUUUAUACACUACAUGUGUCUAGAGAUGAACAAUUGGCAUCUCUGCCCUUUUUUUUGUGAGAAAUGUUCACUGGCUACUGAAGACUGUCCUUGCAUAACUGUAAUGUUAUCCAUUGUGGACCAUGUUUUAAAGGAUGCCCAUUUAAGCCAGGUGAAUAUUUUGUACUAAUUGUUGCUAUUCAUCAUAAUACAUUCAGUUACAUGGUGAUUGUGCCUUGUAUGUGCCGAUUUUCAUUUGUGCAUAAUGGUGCACUCAGCCUGGCAUGCAUAUAAAGACUGCUUUGUUCCCAGUGUAAUAGCAAUUGUUUGACGUGUGAAUAAGUAGACAUGGAACAUUACACGAGUGAAUUUUUACUAAAGCUUGUCACUUUUUAGAAUGUUGUGCUGAACCAGUAUUGGAAGUUACAGAUAGGUGCAUUGCUCCGUUUCUGUGAUUAGUAUUGACUGUUGUGGGAAUGUGCAAAGUAGUGUUUCGCAAUCAUCAUAGAUACUUUCAGCAUACUGUGCUGCUGCUGUUCGUCAAGGUUCUGGUGCAUUGUCCUCAGCCAGAAUAAUUUGUGCAAAAUGCACGCUGUUGCAUAUAUGUGAGUGAAAUGUAUUUUUGUGAAUGUGUGUUUUGUUAAAAUUUGUUCACUGGAUAUGUAUUUGAAUCAUUUUCAUGUAUUGCAAUCUUUUCUGUUAUAUAGACACAGUAUGACACUUUCUGUGAUAAUGUGCAUCGGUUUUCAGACAUGACCAUUCAUGUUCCAAAAGAUUGCUUUUGUGUGAGCUUCCAUAAUUAUUUUUCAGUUUGCAGCUAUCCUCGUUCAUUGACACAAUACAUCUCAUUGGUGAAUUCAUUGUACUUUGUUUGUAGUUAUUAUCUCAGAGCACAACUGAUUGACAGGACUGUGUAUGUGCCAUGAUUAGCAUGUACUUUUAAAAUUAAUAAUAUGUCAUGACACAUUAGACAGUACGUAAAAAGUUUUUGGACAUGCCAACUUCACUAAAAGACAUCUGACAUGAAACCAGUGAGGCUGUAGUUUUCUGCCUAGUCUAUUAUCAUUGACCUUCUUAUUUGAUUCAGUGAGCACAAUAAAACAAUGAAAUUUUUUUAAAAAAUCAAGAUUUUUUUUCCAUGCGUUUAGUAUCUUCCUGCUAUUUGUCUAAGUCAAGAUUGAAAUAAAUUUAUGAUAAAGGGCAAUUCAAAAGUGUAAAUUUCUCUUUUGCUGUAUAAUUUUCUAAUAAAAAUUUGGGGUUUGAAGGAAGGGGAGGGGAAGAAUCUUACCCUAGUCAUUAUUUAGUUGUAUUUUUCCAAACAACCCGUAUUAACAUGCUCUGUACUGUUAUAAAGUGCAUUACUCUUUCUAAGCCAACACUGUUAUGAAAUAUAGCUUUCUUUCAACAUUUGCCAUCCUUGGAUGUUCUAGUUUACUCAUUUCUCUAUACUCUUUCAUUGAAAUUAUAAGACAAAGACAAUUGUACAGGCAGAAUUAUUGUUUAAACAAACAGUUACAGUUAAUUUCAGUAUUUGAUUUACAGACUGAACUUUCCCAAUCACCUUUGUUGUCCAAUGUGGAAGUGUUUCGAGACUCAUUAUUAAGUUUGUAAAUAAAAUCUUGUUUUAUUAUACAUUAUAUUUAUUACACUUGUUUUUGCUGAUGUAUUGAAAGAAUUGUAUGUACUGCUGUCAAAUGCAGAAGCUGUGCUCUUUGUUGAUGACUUUAUUGAAGGUUCAUGUACCUAGUGUUUCAAGACUGGGAUAAUGAAGAUGUUUAGAAGAGUUUUAUCAUGUAUGUUAAAUAUACCCCCAAACCACCUCAGUACAGCUGUGGCAAU